This is a messenger RNA of Toxotes jaculatrix (banded archerfish), 8049 nucleotides long. It is a transcript of the gene pdzd2, whose product is annotated as PDZ domain containing 2. Gene Ontology annotation, molecular function: protein binding. Lineage: Eukaryota; Metazoa; Chordata; Actinopteri; Toxotidae. The record is from RefSeq and is a predicted model, not a curated record. Bases 421 to 7794 code for a protein of 2457 amino acids. The transcript is spliced from 26 exons.
CUUGCACGGAUUUUAACCAUGAAGACGCUUUCAGAAGUUGUGAAUGUGUAGCUCUGGGAGAGCUAGUUAACCUCAGUAUCUAGUUCAUCUAAUUAAAAACAAAACCCUGACAGCAUGGAAUAUUCUGAUGUUUGGAAGUGGAAUUAGGAGCCAUCGAACUCCGUGACCAUAGAACCCAAAGGGAAUGAGCUGGAGCUGCAGACACCACAGCAGAAAUAUCCUGCCUGUAAUCCCAGGUCUUCCACCCUGGCUCGUCUGGAGCUCUCAGACUAGAGUUUGCACAGUUUCUCUGCAGCCGGCCUCUUUCAGAGAUGGAUCGGGGGCCGUCAGCCCACGCUGGUUCCUGUGCCUGUGCUAACCUUUCGGAAACAUCAGUGUGGCUGUCGGUGAGAGACCCACCAAAAGGCCCAUGAUGCCAGGAUGCCCAUCACUCAGGACAACGCCCUCAGCAUCCUCCCAUUGCUGGAGGACUGGCAGGGGGAUCAGACCACAAGGUCACAGCAGGACCGCAACCUGAAUCAGCACAGUACUGGCUGCAAGCAUGUGGAUCAGGACUCCAACCAGAAUGGGGAAGGGGACAGUGUGUGCAGUAGCAGCAGUGUUAACAGUGUCCACGUGGAGGACAUGUCCCUGUGUCUGGCUGCCAUUCAGAAGCUGGUGGAGUACAUUAAGUUCAACUUCAUGGAGGGUGACGUGGCCCCACCAGCCAGCCCGUCCUCCUGCAGGGAGGAGUUAGACGUGGAGAUUCAUGCCGUCUUCCUCAGUAAAGACGAGGACGAUACCGCUGAGUUUGGCCUCAGCUUCGGGAACAUCCCUAUCUUUGGGGACCCUGAUGGAAGAAAGAAGGGAGGCCCGAGGAGGAGGCGGGACCAGGGCCCCAUCAUGGAUGUGGGCUGUAUCUGGGUGACAGAGGUGAAGAAGAGGAGCCCCGCGGCCCGCUGUGGGAGGAUCAAACUGAGAGACGAACUGCUGUCACUGAACGGGCAGCUGAUGGUGGGAGUGGAUGUCAGUGGAGCCAGUUACCUGGCUGACCAGUGCUGGAACGGAGGCUGUAUCUACCUGAUCAUGCUGCGGCGAGUCAAGCGAAAGGCCCCUCUCCCUCCCUGCGAUGUCAAUGGCGGUGUGGGUACCCCUGUGUGCAGCGACAGCAGCGAAGACCUGCGGCAGGGCAGAGCUGCCCGUGAGCCCCCCGACGCAUCAGCAAACUGCAAACGCACACGCAAGUUCGGCGUCAUAUCACGAUCGUCCUUUAACCGAGACAACAGGGACAGCUCGGACUCAGAGCUCCAGAGCUGUUACAACGGCCACAGCUCUUCUGUUCCCGCUGAUUUGGAAGUGGGUCCUCCGGGAGAUGACUCAGGUUACACCCUCUCCACACGCACAUCCACAGAGCAAAGCCCAGACACCUUUCAUCAGGUGAGAGCGGCUCCCCAGCACAGAGGAGGCACUGCCACCCUGCCUGCAAGGAGCCACAGUCAGCUGUUAGAGUGCAAGAUGGAUUCCUUCAGCAGCGAACCUUCAAGCCAGCCCAGAGAGGGCAGCCACAUCUGGAAGAUGCAUAUGGUGAAGGGUCAGGAGGGCUUGGGCAUACAGAUAACAGGGGGGCGUGGCUCCAAGCGCUCUCCUCAUGGGAUCAUUAUAGCUCACAUAGAGGAGGGGGGCGCCAUUCACAGGGACGGCCGUCUUCAUGCUGGUGAUGAGUUGCUGAUGAUUAAUGGUCAGUCUCUGGUCGGUCUCACUCAUCAGGAGGCUGUUGCUAUCCUCCGCUCUACGACUGGUCUGGUCCAGUUGGUGGUGGCCAGCAGGGAGGAGUCAGAUGUGGGUUUCGAGCGCUUCCCAUCCACCAGCCUGCCGGACCUGGUGAGCACCUGCAGUUCCUCAUCCUCCCUGUCUCAGACGGCUCUCCCUCGCUCACCCCAGGCCUCCAACAGCAGCACAAGUCUGCACAACCCGUUCCUGUCGACUAACCUGGAGAAACUAGAAGAACAAAGUCAGGUAGAGGUCCCCAAAGGAUCCUGCAACAACCCCACAUCCAUGAAGCUCUGCAGCCGAUCCCAAGGGGGGAGCAGUCGCCUGGAGUCAGUGGGUGAGGACGAUGAGCUGUUCGUGGAGAACGGCGUGAGCGGCUGCGAAGUUGUGGAGAAGCCUCCACCUGGCCGACGUAAACACUCUCUACCUCAACAACUAGACUCUGCUGGAGUGAGACAGGAAUAUCAGAUAAUUAAGAAAUCAGCCCGCUCCCUGAGCACUAUUCAAGUGGAGUCUCCAUGGCGACUGGCACAGCCAUCUAUUAUCUCCAGUAUAGUGCUGAUGAAAGGCCAGGGCAAGGGCCUAGGGUUCAGUAUUGUUGGCGGGCAGGACUCAGCACGAGGUCAAAUGGGGAUUUUUGUUAAAACCAUUUUCCCUCACGGAGCCGCAGCAGCCGAUGGACGUCUGAAAGAGGGAGAUGAGAUUCUGGAAGUGAAUGGAGAGUCUCUCCAAGGACUCACACACCAACAGGCCAUCCAGACCUUCAAGCAACUGAAGAAAGGUGUAGUGACACUUACCAUUCGAACACGUCUGCGUAGUCCCAGCCUGACACCCUGUCCGACCCCCACUCUCCUCAGUCGGUCCAGUUCUCCCAACUCCAACGUCAGCGGGGGGACACCUGUCCCCUCAGGGUUUGAAGAGGCUGAUGGCCGCAAGGGACCCGGUCCUGGUCCAAAAGACUGCAUCAUCAUGGAGGUCACACUUAAUAAAGAGCCUGGUGUUGGUCUGGGGAUUGGAGUUUGCUGUCUGACCCUGGAGAACUCUGCUCCUGGCAUCUACAUCCAUAGCUUGGCGCUGGGAUCUGUGGCCAAGAUGGAUGGCAGGCUCAGUCGUGGAGAUCAGAUACUGGAGGUGGACUCAGUCAGUCUUCGUCAUGCUGCUCUCAGCGAGGCGUAUGCCAUCCUCAGUGAAUGUGGCCCUGGACCAGUCAGUCUCAUUAUAAGCAGACACCCUAACCCCAAGGUAUCAGAGCAGGAGAUGGAUCACAUCAUAGCUCGAUCCACACACAGGGACAAGCUGAGCCGGAGCAAACACUCAUCUCACUCCCAAGGCCUGUCCUGUAAGAGUCCCUGCCCAGCAAUGAAGGACAGGCAGGGAGACGGCUCCCCUGCGCUCAGCUGGACCAUGAAGAGAUUCCUUGAGCCUGCCAGCAGACAGGGGUCCCUGAGCUCAGAGACAGAGUUAUCUCAAUACUUCUCCCAGGACGUCUCCAGCCACUCGUUCCUCUCCGAGUCCAUGCUGAUGGACCUGAGCAGUGACGAGGCUGUCCACCAGCAGAGCUGCAUGACCUCCAUGGACGACACCUCAUCACAGCCCCAUGAAGCGGAGAGUGGCCCCGUGUACAGCGCAUCACAAGACAAGGCCCCCGUCGCUCUUAAUCACCAUGUAGAGACGGUUUGCCAGCCCAUUGCUGUCUCCAGCCCCACCUCGGUGCGAAGCCCACUUCUCCGUCAGCGACGGGUGAUGUGCUUUGAAGAUGAGCUCAGUGAUGAUGAGGACUCAGACAACACAGGAAACACUGGGCGCUUCCACAGACCAACAAAAUCGGACUCUGUUAACACUGAUGCUCAGACACCCCGUAUCUCCAGCACUGAUUCAGCAGCUGUAAUUGCUACAUCUGCUACUUCAUCGUUAGAUGUAGAUGGAGACAGUGAAGACGGUGGGGAUUUGCAGAAGUGUGAAAGCAGUGACGUGACAACACCACUCUGUGGUAGCUUCUCACAUCGUGUUGCCGAUAAGUCUGAAUCACCUGGCUCUGAGUCACCCUUCAUGCCCAUCCGCUGCUCCUUUGACUACAAAGCAGGGGGGGCAAGCAGCGUGGGCUCUGCAUCCAGCAAUCUGACCAUUGUUAGUGAGAACUGUACAAACCAAGAUGAUGGACAAAUGGAGUCGAAGCGCUCCCCGAAGCUUGAACAUAAAGCAGUGACGCGGGUCAAAAGUAUGAUGAGCAUUGAAGCGCCAAACCUGCCCCAGCAGCAAAAGUCUGCAAAAGCUGAUGACCCCUCUCCGUGCACGGCCCCGUCCCAACCCCCAUCAUCCCAUCCCACACUGUGUGGAAGAAACCCCAGGACCACAGGUGGGUCAGCACCCCACUGUAAGAAGGGAGAUACCAGUGAGCUCAUGGCUGUGUGUGCCAUCGACACCGUGACCCUGAGGAGAUGUGAGGACGAGUCUUUUGGGCUUGACCUGGAGAUUAUGUCGUCCCCUCUGAAAGUUGUCAUCAUUGGGUUAAAGCCUGGCGGUGCAGCAGAAAGGGAAUCUUCAGCCAAGCUGUGUCCUGGAGAUGAGAUUGUAAAAAUUGGAGAAAAGCUGGUGUGCUCGUCCAGCUACCAGGAAAUCUGUGAGCUGAUGCACAACCUCCCUAUGACUCUGUCCUUGGAAGUCAAGAGACCAGUUUCAGCUGUAGAUCGACUGUCCAGUUUGAUAAUGUCAUCAGGAAGCAGUGACGGGCCCAUCAGGCUGAACACAGCCAGAGUUGUUCAGGGGACGUCUGAUGAAGGACAAGUAAUAAAUGCAAAUUCAGGAAACUCCAAAAACGCAACCCAAACAGACUGUGACUUUCAAAUACCUGUCACCAACAUAGAUGACAUUUUGGUAGAUGUUAGUGUCUGCAGCGAUCAAAAUACACACACCGAAUCCCCCUACAAAACAUCAUCUGAUGAGCCUGUAUCCGGCUCUUCUAGCCAGAAUACUGUUACCCCGCCUGAGGAAGCUGGGGUUCAGGUUCCAGUACAGUCCACUUCCCUGGACUGCUCUGUCUCUACAGAAAAUGAAAAGUGUGUGACAACACCUGUGAACCAGACAAAGGAAAACACGGGUUCUAAAUAUAUGUACCCCACAGAAGAUGACAGUGAUUCAGACAGUGACUCCACCACUGACAGCAGUCUGGUGGUCAGUAAGGUGGCUGACAGUGGUGGAAGUCUUCUUGAACCCGCAUCAGAUGAGGAGGAAGUGGAAUUUUGUUCUUGCGAUGCCCAGAAAGCUGCCGCUGGUGGACAGUCACCAAAUGGGUCUUUGCCUGCCAGAAGUCAAGAUACAGACCUGGAUCAGACCUUUGACCUGAUGCAGGUCUCCUCGGAGAGAAAGAAAGAAAACUCUGUGACAACAGCCCAGCGCUUGCAGCUUUCUCAGUUGUUCAGUGUCUCCUCUACGGAGCAACCAUGCCAGUUUUCCAACAGCACAACACCUGUGUCUUCUGCAGAGUGCCACUUUAGCAGUGCCAGUGAACCCUGUGACAAAGCUGAAGUAUGCAUGGCAUCCAGUCCUGGUUGCCCGUCCCCACCAGAUAGCCACAGUGUCACACAGGGUACUACUGCCAAUCUGAAUGCAGAUGCCUCUCUGACCUCAGAUUUACUGAAGCAUUUGAAUACAAAAACACCCCUUUCACCUCCGGUGGAAUCAGAGACCUCAAGUUCAUGCAUCAGCAGAUCAGAUACCAGAGAGUUAGCAUCAGUGAUAAACAAAGAAAAAGUCUUAAAAUGUGGAACCAAUUUAAACUCCAAUGCUAGCUCCUCACUGAAGCAGAAACUCCUUGAUAAUUCCGACUGUCCUGUGUGGAGCAGUAUCUUUAAACAUCAGGGUGACUCUCAAAUCAGACCAAACACUAGUGUUCCCAAACUGAAAGGUCUCAGUAUUAAGAGUAAGAGCAAACCACAGGAAGAGCCUCUCCAAGAACCUACCAGGAGUGAAAGUCCAGUUCCUUCAAACACCAAUGCUGCCUUGAACCAGUCGACAAAAUCAUCACCAACCCAUCCACCACCGACCACCUCCAGCUGUUUGAAGACCAGCAACCACCCUGCUAUCAACAGCUGCCUUUCUUCUCCCAAAGUAUGUGACAGAAGGCAAGUUACACCUGAGCACAGGCAGACAGGGGGCACACCACCAACUGUGCAACUGGCCAAGGAGAAGAGCAUCCAUUUAAGUUCCAAAGCAACAGCCAAAUCACAGAGUCCGUCACACCAGCCUUCCACUCAGAGAACAUUUAUAGAGGUGCAGCUGUCUUCCUUACCUGGUCCAUUAUCGCCAGCUGUGGCUCACUAUGACACAAUGAAUUCAAAAGACUCUAAACACACUCAGAGAGGCACAGGUGCAAGAUUAUUCUCUGUGCUCUCUCCUGCCACUUCCACUGUAGAAAAAACCAAUGCUGUGGUCCAUAACACAGAAUUACAUUCACUGUGUUCUACUAAAGACGCUCAUCCAACCGUAAGUAAUGUGGUACCCAGUGCUAUUGUGGAGACAGGUGAGACCCUAAAGUCCAGCACAUCUCGGAUGUACAUGAAGGUGAUGGAAAGGCGAAGCUUCUCCUCAAACCUUGCCUUGUCUGCAGACUACAAUCCCUUCUCUGUCCGACAUAAGAUAAAAUCCUUUGAAAACCUGGCUAACGUUGACAAGCCCGUGGCUAAAAGCAGUGACAUUCAGUCCUAUGCUCUGGCAUACAGAGCCUCACUUAACCAAAGGAUCGCUGGUUACAUGGGCUUGGUUAACUCUGUUGACUGCCGGGCACGGCAGAGAAGUUUUAGUGCUUAUGUGGACAAUCUAAUCCCUACCACACCCUGCUCACCUCUUCUUGGUAAACCCCCCUCUAACGUUACACUGAUGAACCUUGAGUUUCCACAUUCAAGCUGUAACACAGCUCCCCUGUUAGAGGACAAUCCUGAGGCUCAAGUUCAAAAAGCUCCAGAUGGGAUUACGCCACAGACCCCUCCGGUGCUGCGGAGGAAACACGGAAAACUCCCCCGCAGCAGGUUACAGCAGCUCCGGGCUCUCAGUAUGCCUGAACUGGAAAAACUAUGCACAGAGGAAUUUACCAGAGGACUAGAGAAAACUGAGACAGACAUUCAACCCGUAUUACUCACAAAAGCCACAGGGACCGAGAGCUUUCCAACCUCUGCAACCCUGACAAAGGUGGAUGUGAACAGGCUGAGCCAAGGUGAUCCUGGAUCCACUGAAGAGACCCCUCAGAGAACCUCAGAGACCCAUGGACAGCAGCCCAGCUGGUCCAUCAGUUUAAAGGAGCUGGCUUCUUCUCCUCUGAGUCAGUGUAAGCUGCAAACCCUGCUGUUCUCCCCAACGGCUAAAUCACACGUGCUGACCCUGCUUCAGGAGGCCAAGGCUGUGUCUGAGGUUAAGGACGACACUCAUCUGGUUGUCCUGAGUAAAGAGGAAGGCUCAGGGCUUGGUUUUAGUAUUGCUGGUGGAGUUGACCUUGAGCAGAAGGCAAUAACUGUCCAUCGGGUCUUCACCAAAGGUGCAGCCAGCCUCGAAGGCACAAUCCAGAGAGGGGACAGCAUUUUAUCCAUAAAUGGCACCAGUCUGGAGGGUAAAACCCACGGAGAGGCUGUGUCAUGCCUUCAUCAAGCCAGGCUGUCCAAUCAAGCCUUAGUAGUCAUUAGGAGAGACAAGGACAGUGAACUGAGUGUCUCUGAUAGAUAUGACUCAGCCAGCAAGAAGUCUUUGGAAGCUGGAGCAGGGGUGGACAUCAGCCCAGACGGUGCUUUAACGGUGGAGCUUCACAAGACUUCUGCUGGCCUCGGCUUCAGUCUGGAGGGGGGCAAGUCCUCAAGCCACGGAGACAGGCCUCUCAUUGUCAAACGCAUCUUUAAAGGAGGUGCUGCAGAGCUGUCGGGGCUUAUUGAAGUCGGUGAUGAGGUCCUGUCUAUCAACGGCUGUUCUCUGGAGGGCCUCAUGCACCACGAUGCCUGGAAAAUCAUCAAAGCCACUAACGAAGGGCCCAACCACCUCCUCAUACGCAAGCUGAGUACCUGACUGCAAUGAGCGAGAAUACAGAAACCUCCUAGGGGGGGCAUGUGAAGCAGUGCUCUCAAACCAGGGUAUGGACGAGCAGUGGAAACGAGUUUUUUUUUGUUUACAAAUUUUCUGAUGGACUCCUUUUGAGAUUGUGUGUUUUGUCUUGUAACGUGUUUGUACUUAUAAAUAGAUCAGAUUUGAUAAUGAUUUAUUUCUGAUGGGAAGCGCAGUUUGUUUACAGUAGAUUUACUUCAGAACACUAAAGAAAACAAU